AUGUAUAAUCAAUCUGGUCUGGUCUGUCGUGUCGAAAAUCCCCGAACUGGAUUCGGCCUCUUUCGUUCUCUGGGCUUGGGCUUGGACUUGGACUUGGUUCCUGGUGGUCAAGUCAAGUCAAGUCAAGACGAGGAAAAGAAAGGAGGAGUGAAUGCAGUCCAAAAUGCCAGAGGCAAGUGCACCUUAAUGCAGUAG
Molecule: messenger RNA, 195 nt
Organism: Penicillium nucicola
Lineage: Eukaryota; Fungi; Ascomycota; Eurotiomycetes; Eurotiales; Aspergillaceae
Exons: 2
Coding region: 1-195 (64 amino acids)
Source: RefSeq, a predicted model, not a curated record